AUGCGCAGUGGGGUCCACGCGCCCACGCCGUAUCGGAGGGUCCUGGGCAUCAUGGCGGAGCCAGAGAUCUCACAGGCUGCCCGGGCUCCGCAGACUAACGCACCCUCAGCCGCCACUGUGGCUGCGAUUACAGCCCCACCAGUCGUGGGGGGAGGCGGAGCUGGGGGAAGCAGCAGCAGCAGCGAUCCGGUUCGCCCAGGACUGAGCCAGCAACAGCGCGCGAGCCAGCGGAAGGCGCAUGCGCGAAGCUUCCCGCGGGCGAAGAAGCUGGAGAAGCUGGGGGUAUUCUCAGCUUGUAAGGCAAAUGACUCUUGCAAAUGCAAUGGCUGGAAGAACCCAAAUCCUCCUACAGCUCCCCGGAUGGAUCUGCAGCAGACAGUCACCAACCUUAGCGAGCCCUGUCGUAGCUGUGGGCACACGCUUGCCGACCAUGUGUCUCACCUGGAGAAUGUCUCUGAGGAGGAGAUCAAUCGGCUUCUGGGGAUGGUGGUGGAUGUGGAGAACCUUUUCAUGUCCGUGCACAAGGAAGAGGAUACCGACACCAAGCAAGUUUACUUUUACCUGUUCAAGCUCCUACGGAAAUGCAUCCUACAGAUGAGCCGGCCAGUUGUUGAAGGCUCCCUUGGGAGCCCUCCAUUUGAAAAGCCAAACAUUGAACAGGGUGUCUUAAACUUUGUGCAGUACAAGUUUAGCCACCUACCCACCAAGGAGCGGCAGACCAUGUUCGAGCUUUCCAAGAUGUUCCUUCUGUGCCUGAACUACUGGAAACUGGAAACACCAUCCCAGUUCCGCCAACGAUCUCAAAAUGACGAUGUGGCGACGUACAAGGUCAACUACACCAGGUGGCUGUGCUAUUGUCAUGUCCCCCAGAGUUGUGACAGCCUCCCUCGCUAUGAAACCACCCAGGUCUUUGGGCGUAACCUCCUCAAGUCCACUUUCACAGUCACUCGCCGGCAGCUGCUGGAGAAGUUCCGGGUGGAGAAAGACAAGCUGGUGCCCGAGAAGCGGACCCUCAUCCUCACCCAUUUCCCCAAGUUUCUGUCAAUGCUGGAGGAAGAAAUCUAUGGAGAGAGCUCCCCAAUCUGGGAGGCUGACUUCACUAUGCCUGCAGCAGAAGGAGCCCCGCUUGUUCCUCGGCCCGCAAUCAGCACCGUUCCUGCAGCCAGCACACCUCUCUUCAACAAGUCUCUGAGCUGCAGCUCCUCUUUGACAUCUAUCAGCCUGGAUGGCGGCCCCUUGGAUUCUGUGCCAGGUGAGAAGAGGAAGCUACCUGAGAGCUUAACCCUCGAGGAUGCCAAGCGGAUCCGGGUGCUGGGUGAUAUCCCGAUGGAGCUAGUGAAUGAAGUGAUGCUGACAAUCACAGAUCCAGCAGCCAUGCUUGGGCCAGAGACUAGCUUGCUCUCCGCAAAUGCAGCCCGGGAUGAGACGGCUCGACUGGAGGAGCGCCGUGGCAUCAUUGAAUUCCACGUCAUUGGCAACUCCCUCUCCCAGAAGUCAAACAAGAAGAUCCUCAUGUGGCUGGUAGGGCUGCAGAAUGUAUUUUCACACCAGUUGCCUCGAAUGCCCAAGGAGUACAUCACCCGUUUGGUCUUUGACCCAAAGCACAAAACUUUGGCGCUGAUCAAGGAUGGACGCGUGAUCGGGGGCAUCUGCUUUCGAAUGUUUCCAACUCAGGGAUUCACGGAGAUUGUCUUUUGUGCUGUGACAUCCAAUGAGCAAGUCAAGGGCUAUGGGACCCACCUCAUGAAUCACCUGAAAGAGUACCACAUCAAACACAGCAUCCUCUACUUCCUCACCUAUGCCGAUGAAUACGCCAUUGGCUACUUCAAGAAGCAGGGUUUCUCCAAAGACAUUAAAGUCCCCAAGAGCCGGUACCUGGGCUACAUCAAGGACUAUGAGGGGGCCACCUUGAUGGAAUGUGAACUGAACCCUCGGAUUCCUUACACGGAGCUCUCUCACAUCAUUAAGAAGCAAAAAGAGAUUAUCAAGAAGCUGAUAGAGCGGAAGCAGGCCCAGAUCCGCAAGGUCUACCCCGGCCUCACGUGCUUCAAAGAGGGCAUCCGGCACAUUCCUAUCGAAAGCGUUCCAGGCAUCCGGGAGACGGGAUGGAAGCCUAUGGGAAAAGAGAAAGGGAAGGAACUCAAAGAUCCAGACCAGUUGUAUACCACUUUGAAAAAUCUCCUAGCACAAAUCAAGACCCACCCCAGUGCCUGGCCUUUCAUGGAACCAGUAAAGAAAUCUGAGGCUCCCGAUUACUAUGAGAUCAUCCGUUUCCCCAUUGACCUCAAGACGAUGACUGAGCGCUUGAAGAACCGCUACUACGUCACUAAGAAGCUUUUCAUUGCCGACCUACAGCGCAUCAUCACCAACUGCCGUGAAUACAACCCAUCUGAGAGCGACUACUGUAAGUGUGCCAACACCCUGGAGAAGUUCUUCUACUUCAAGCUCAAAGAAGGGGGGCUCAUCGACAAGUAGGGAGCACCAGACCCCACCUCACCCCUGCCCCUGAGGGACUUCCACCUCCACUCUUCCAUCUUGUCAAAAACUCUUCUGGCUCAUGAAGAGCCGGACUUUUUCCUUGCUGCCUUCUGCCGCGUCUCACGCACAAAUCCAGAUGUGGGUGGCUGGAUCUGAGGGGGUUUUCCCCUGAUGUGAUUGGAGAAGCGGGGUGGGGACAUAGAUAUUGUCUCAUCCUUACCCCUCCAACAGACCGGGAUGUGCAACCUUAGCCGUGUUAAUUUCUGAGCCUUAUCACUCCGUCCAUUGGGUCUUCCUUUCCAGAAGAGAGUAACUGGGAGUACUUCUGAAUCCUUGUGUUGAUAUUAGGGAUCUAAUGAGGGUCCCAUUACAGUCAUCCCCCCUCCUUUGUCCCUCCAGACUUGAUUUUUCUCUCAUUCCCUACAUCCCAACCUGGGGAGAAUUUUGUGGGCCUACACUCCGUCCCUUGCUUUUUCAAUUUCAGCCAUUUCCUCUUGACGUGUGAAUGUAGAGAUGAAGGGUUAAAAAGGGGCCAUGGGAAGGAGGGCAUUCCACAGAUUCAAGCAAUAGGGAAUUUCUCCUCAGUUAAGCACAACUGGAGAGGAAUUAUCUGGACUGGUGCCUUCCUCUUGGCCUGUUCGUGGUGUCCCAUAGGUGUCUUCGCUGCUGCACUUCCUACAAAGAGAAGGAACCUUUUAAGCCUCAGGCAAAAUUGGAUCUGGUUCCAGGAGGUAGGUGAUAGAGCAAAGUGGAAGAAAAGGACAGGAAGGUCCUUCCAGGCCUUCAUUGAUCACAUUGAGCCUAGUUGCCAGCCAUUGAUCUUAGCCCUCAGACAAAGCUGAGGUGGGACUAUUUUUAGUGGUGGCAGGUUGAAGGCUCCCUCCCCUCCCCCAUAUCCUGCCAUUACUGAGUAUUUUCUCUUAACCACGACACCAAACUGGCUCAAGCCUUCAUUACUGAGUAUUUUCUGAGAGGGUUACUGUGCUGACUCCAGAGUUGAGGCUAUGUAUGUUUUUCAAAGUUUGACUCUUUUCAUGGGACACUUGCAGAUAUCCCGUUAUAGACAUGCCUGACACCCUGUUCAUCUCCUCUCCCCACAACUUCUGAAUCAUUCCUAAUUAUUUCCCCCUAUCACCAUGCACUGACUAAUCUCCUCAGCCCAUCUGAACAAUGCCGCCAACUGAGACGGUUGUUUCUGCACUUGGGCCUCUUGCCCUCAUCUAUGAAAACAAGCCAGGCCUUUUUCCUUCUAAGAUUGGUGCUUCCUUGGAGUGCAUCUGUGGCUUUAGUUCCCCAGCACCCCACACACAACACGUGUCUCUUUUGCAGGCUGUGCGGUUUUGUUUCGUGAAGGAGCAUCCAGUUUUGGUUCUUUAACCAGAAAUUCGUGCAUUGCCCAAUGACUUAUGAUAAAUUAGCAAGUGUACACACCUGCUUAUCUCUCAUGCAGUUUUUUGGACGGUUAAUAGCUGUGCCACUUUAUGGAAAAAUUAAAAUAACUUUUUUCCUUGCUUUGAAGAAUCAUCUGUAGUAGCUGUACCUUUCGCUCUAUGAGUGGUUAACACUAACCCCAUAAGAAUUAUAGAAUUGUCACUAUAUAGUAGAGUUGUGGAGGAGUACAUAUGAAAAACACUGAAUGGUAAAGAAUAUCGUUGGUAGUGAGCUAGCUGCCCUCUUCUUUUCACAACCUUCUGCACUGCCUGAAACCAGAGAGAAAAUGAAAAGGUUUGCUGCCUCAUUUGAUUCGCUUCUCUCUCCCUUCUUGCAUCUUUAUUCAACUGAGCCAUUUCAGGAAGUGGGGAAUGGAGAGGCCGCAUGCCACUGAUUCAGUAGCCAGUAAUUGAUACAAACUCCACUUUGCUUCCUGCCUGUUAUGAUCCGUCCGGCAGGAACCCAUAACUGUGGCUGGAGCUAAGUAGCUGUCUCUGGAAGCCCCCUUUUGCCUGGAUGCAUGUGUCCAGUGACCUGAUCUAGGUUUGGUGCAGAACAUAACCUCCCAUUGCAGUCGAAGCAUCUGUGAGUACGAAUCAAAGCAGCAUCUUUUGGUCACAAUGGGAACAAGGUUAAGCUCUUCCCAUUUGGCCCCAGCCCUUCAACUUUGUUCAAACUCAUUCUCUCACCCCCCCCCCCUUUCCUUUUGUUACGAGAGAGGUUUGCUCCAUAUGCCUCCAAAGGAACCCUGUAAUAGGGAAAUGGCGAGGAGGAAGUAUUUCAGUGAUGUUCCAGCUGCCUUCUCUUAAGUGACUGUUGCCUUAUUAUCUCCACCACAUUUUGUGUGCUUAAUCUAUACAAUUGCAGAGCCUCACUCUGCCAUUUUGGGCCUUUCAGCAACGUUGCCAUUCCAUUUUUUUUAACAUUUGAAAGGGGAAAAAAAUAAAGAACAUAUCUGCAAUAAAAA
Messenger RNA from Eublepharis macularius, 4876 nucleotides. RefSeq names its product lysine acetyltransferase 2A (gene KAT2A). The transcript is spliced from 18 exons. Gene Ontology annotation, molecular function: protein binding; histone H3 acetyltransferase activity. Lineage: Eukaryota; Metazoa; Chordata; Lepidosauria; Squamata; Eublepharidae. The coding region runs from base 1 to 2475 and encodes 824 amino acids. Gene Ontology annotation, biological process: chromatin remodeling; positive regulation of transcription by RNA polymerase II. The record is from RefSeq and is a predicted model, not a curated record. Gene Ontology annotation, cellular component: nucleus; histone acetyltransferase complex.